Messenger RNA from Athalia rosae (coleseed sawfly), 6052 nucleotides. RefSeq names its product protein FAM102B. Lineage: Eukaryota; Metazoa; Arthropoda; Insecta; Hymenoptera; Athaliidae. The transcript has 10 exons. The record is from RefSeq and is a predicted model, not a curated record. The coding region runs from base 1451 to 3463 and encodes 670 amino acids.
UACGGAUUUACCCUCGAGACUCGAUGACAGCUGUCAAACAAUCCCGUAUUUACCUAACCAUUUCAUCAUUGUAAUUCAAUCUUAUAUGUAUUUAUUUUUUUCUUAUUUUCAGCAAAUAUAAUCCUCGCGGAUCAUGUUCCAAGAAUAAAAAGUUGGCUCCGAGUAAUAUCGAAAAUUUGGAAUAUGAAUUUCAAAAUGAUAAAAAGGUAUGGCCGAUCUGACGUGAAUCGCUCUUGUCAGCCGUUACCAUUUAAUCAUCAUUUCAUAUUGGUAUACGCAUACGAAAAUAUCGAUAAGAAGGAAUUCACAAAAAAAAAAAUAAUGGGGAAAAAAGAUCGGAAUCCAUGUUGGAGCGUUUGGAGUACAAACGUCAUCGCCCAUCGGCACCCAUCGGCAGCAUCAGAAAGUUAAGACAAAUUCCGGUUGAGGCUCUGAAGUAGCGAGUGGCCAUAACGGCGCCGCAGUUCACAGACGGCCUCCGAUCUGUCCAAUGUGACUAAGUUUAGUGGUUGUGGAUUUACGGAGUGAAAAAAAAUAAUAUUUCACAGUGAAAUUUAUUGAAUUUUUACCUAGCUUUGAAAAUACAGUGAUAAUGAGGGAUGUUGUCAAGUGCGAGAUCGGCUAAUCGGUGAAUACAGUGCAAAAAGGAAUUGAAUUGUAAAAGGAAAAAACGUUUUACUUAUUUUCUUUCUCCUCAAACAUGAGGUCGCUAAAGGGCUGCUGCAGUGUACCGUAGCAAGGAAGUCAUUGCACGUCGCUUGUACACUCGAUUAACGAAGAUAGGAAACCGAGUUUCAAAAUAUGACGUAUAAUCGACAAACGUAUGAUUCUAACGUACGAUGUUUACAAAGGAAUCAACAUUAACCGUAAAGUACAAGACCUGAACCUGCUGUGUUCCAAAUAAAAUCUCGUUCCCAACUGCACGUGCGUAAACGCACUACAUCGACAUUCAACAAGAGAAAAGCAACGAGUUGGAUUACAGACACAUGAACUGUUUGAAAUAACGUUGUUCAAAAAUAAAAAUUUUCAACUCACGGACUGAACGAAAGUUAAAUAAAUAAAAUAAACGAUCAACGCCGUAAAUUUUUGAUGAUCACGCAAGUGUGUAGACGUAACGAUUACAUAAUUACAGGUACAAUUAGUAGGAAAAAAACAAAUAAGAAAUUGACAAUAAAAUAUCACUGCUGUACGAUAGUAUAAUAUGGUAUAAUAUUGAAAAUUAAUAACAGAAAAUAAUCAAAUCCACUAUAAUUUAACCGGUGUUUUACUUCCGGAUCUCUAUAAUAUUACAGACAUAUCGUGCGAACAGGUAACUUCAUCAAAAGCAGUACCAGCAAUCGGUCCAAAAAGGUUGUGAAAAAAUAAAAUAAUUUGAAGAAAAAAAAAAAGCGAAACUGUAGUGAGGUGUGAAGAUACUGAGAUCAAAGUAAGGUGUUCGGUGAGAAGUGACAUGGCCUUCAUGAUGAAGAAGAAGAAGUAUAAAUUCUCCGUUGAAGUGGGCCUGGAAGAAUUGACCGCGGUGCCUUUUGUCAGCGCGGUACUUUUCGCCAAACUUCGUCUACUCGACGGUGGUUCAUUCGUCGAUCAUUCAACGAGAGAGGAGGUCCAAGAGCACACUGUACAAUGGAAUGCUAAGUUUGAAUUCCUCUGCAAAAUGAGUGCCAAUGCCUCGACAGGUGUUCUCGAUCCGUGUAUUCUGAGGAUAUCUGUAAGAAAGGAGGUCAAGGGAGGCAGGUCCUUCCAGAAGCUUGGGUUCACAGACUUAAACUUGGCGGAGUUUGCCGGCGCUGGUCAAUCUAGACGGAGAUGUUUAUUAGAAGGAUAUGACGCCAGACAUAGACAAGAUAAUUCUAUGCUUAGAGUAGCUAUCCGGAUGAAUAUGUUGUCCGGUGAUAUAUUAUUCAAAGUACCUUCUCCGUCAUUGAAGCAAACACAGUUAGCAGUACCGGGUGUCCCUGGUAUUCCGGGAGUUGGAGCUGACGAAAGUAGUGGCCCAGAGAGAUGUGGCAGCCGAGAAGAUUAUGUUUCCAGUGGAUCAUUAGCAGGUAGCAUAGCUAGUGCGAGUAGUGGAUUUGGAAGUCUUCCGAAGAAAAGACCACCUUUGUUCGCUUCUGAACUGUUGAGCGGUGCAGAAACCUACGAUCCAAUGACAUUGAGUGAAGUUAUACCAUCAGCGAUACCUAUUGAAACGUUAACGGAGGCGCAUACUGAAUCUGGGCACUCAAGGAAUAGCAGCAAUACGAGUCAGCUUAGUAAAGGUUCAGGAUAUGGAUCGCUCAACUCACACAGCCAACAUAGCAGGCAAAGCAGCAGUGGUGAUAGUGGACAUAUUAGGUCACCUUCUUGGCCAGUAUGGGCGCCACGCCUUCCAACUGUUCCUCAAAAUCAAAAUUCCAACCAUAUCGAAUCAUCUCAUAAUCCGAUAUCACCCCCUUCCCCUAUCUUAACGCUAAUGGACCCUCGUUUUAAUACGUUUUGGUCUGAGAGAAGCCCAGUUUCAUCUAGAAAUACAGAUAUCGGGAGUAUGCAUAUCACCGAAAAUCCUGCUGCAAUUAACAAAAACGUCCGGGCUUCCAGUGACAAAUCUUUCGACAUACCAAACGGGGUGGGUCUCAAUUCGGCAAAGAACAACAACAAUGAUGUAAAGAAUAACAAUCCAUUGAGUAACUUUCAAUCAUCAUACUUCAAAGUCCCAAUGAUGAUGCGCAAGAAUUUGAGAAAUACUUCUAAAAAAAACAGUUCAAAUAAAUCAACAUUAAAUGAACUUGACGAUAAUUCAUCACAAACAACAUCUGGUAGUCUUAUUCAGCGAGGUAGUUCAAAGACUUGUGAUUGCAUAGAAAAGAAUCGAGUUAGUCCAGUUUUAGGUCUUGCUAAUCAGGCCAGGGCUGUAUCCUCUCCCGAUCCUCUUCAUAGACCUGACACUCCCAGAGCGUCUUUACUCUCUACGACAGCAUCUCAAAGGCUCAGGGGUAUCGGAGGUGGUCAUAGAAAAUUGCUGGAUGGGGCUGGUGGAAAACUAGCUACGGUAGCAACUAGCCCGGAUUCCGAGGAGCCCUCCGAAAUACUAGAGGCUACAGCUACCACUAAGCAGCGACGAAACAGCGUCACCCCACCGUCAGUCCAUGCCCUUGUAAAUCCUUCCGGUGGAUCAGGACUGAGUGAAACUGGCUCAUUGGAUCGAGCUAAAGCUGCACUUGAACGCAGAAAAAAGGCUGAAGAUGGCAACAUCAAUUCCAUUCUGUGCCGAGUUGAAGUGACAAGGCCGAAUGCUAAUUCUCUAGUUAAUGAACUUUUCAAAGCAACAAAUCUAGAACAGUCAGAUCUCGAUAGUGCCGAAACAUCUGGCUUACAGUUAUUCAUAGCUAAGGAUGGUACUACAGCACUGGGUAGUCAUGAGGUGAAAAGUCAAAUGCCAGCAGGUGUGUUUAAACAAGUAGUUAUGGAAGAUAACAACAGGUAACACGAAAUCAACUUGACACGUCGUCAACACUCGCGCCACGUCACAACUACAUUUUCACUUGCACUGGUGCCAGAGUUGGUCUACGAAGCCUAUGAGCCCAGGUAGUGAUAAGACUAAAAUAGCCACUCAACUAAAUGCUGAUUUAACUUAUACUCUGGUCCAGGGUGAUGAAUACUCAGAAAUUAUUGAUAUAGAAAAUAUUUUCAAAUCGAUAACUUAUUUGCAGCGUUCAUUCGAGGCAAUGAAAUAGCAUCAUCUCAAUAACUAGUAGUAAAUGUCGAUAAUUUUAUUCGUGGUUGAUAAUACGGUUAUCCAUAGUGGAAUGAAAACGAAAUGAUUUCUCUAGAAUUCAUCGUCCUUAAACCGUCUUUUUUUAAGUUACUUGUUAUCUUGAAGGAAAUUUUGGAGAGAAUAUAUUGCAUUAUGAUUUGAUUUUCACAAAAGACUGCAUCCGUACUGCAAUGUAUGGUAUUUUUUCAGUACCCAAUAAUUGGGUAUGAGAGUAUCUGCUUCCCCCAUAGACUUUGAAGAAACAGACAAUGAUUGGGUUUUUUGUUUUCAAUUUUGAUUUGAAACUGGAACUUUAGAAUCCUAAAUAUGCAAAUAUUCUCUUCUCAAGACCUACCUUAGCAGUAUCAUUUGUUUUAUUGACAAUUGGAGGAAGUAGUGAUGUCUGAAAUGGCUUAUGUAUAAUAUAUCAGACCAAGGCUCCUAAAUUUAAGCAGCCUUCAUGAUUCGAGCAAUGCAUAGCUGCAGAAAGCAAUGUUGAUUUACUCCGAAAUUGAAAAGCAAAAAUGUGCUUAAACAAUAAAAUAAAUAUUUUCUUCCAUAAACAUGAAGCACAAGACGCCUCUGUGUUUCAAAGUGGAACGUUAGUCAAUAUUUAGCAAGAUAUUCACAUUUAAUAAACAUUAAUAGUUGUAUAAUGAUGCAACUUGGACAGAUGUGACAACUAAUGAAUGUUGAAGUAUUAAUUGAUAUGGAAGCUGUGUAUGCACCAACACGUCUGUCAGAUUUUCAACAAUAAUAAAUCAAGAAUUGUAUAGUUCAUAAUUAAUGUGACGUCAGUUUAUUUCAACCAUCCAGAUAGUAAUAUACGUGAACAUUAUUCUAAGAUUUGAUGUGACUGAAAAAAUCGAAUGUGAUUGAGUGUUGAAGGGUGUUCAAUAAAAUUUUACCGACAAAUAAAUACAUGUAUUGUAUAUAUGAUUAAAGCAAAAACAACCUAGCAACCUUGAUUACACGUAAUCAAACUGAAGUAUCUCUAGUUACGACUUUUAUUCAGAAAAAUUUUUACUCGUCACAAAAUUCAGACAUUGUAUUCUUAUAUAAUGAUAUAUUUUUAAAUUCAAAAUAUAUGGACUGUUGAUAAUUGGUUUCAGUAUUAACUGAAAUUUUAAGCGUUGGUGCAACCAGCUUUAUGAUAGCGAUUUGUAUAUAAAUAGAGUAGUAAUUGUUAUGUAGCUAAAUGGCAGGUGUUAUACAUUCUCUGUAUUUAAAACUAUAUAUAAAUAUACAUAAUUAUUAGUAUGAUAUUUAAAUUGGCUCACGUGUGUCAGUGUGUGAAAUUCGAACGUGUGUGUGGAGUAGUAAUCAGUUUCCGUAUUUUCAGUCUGAAUUAUACAUUCGCAAACUCAAUAUAUCAUACGAUAUUAUCAUUUAUAUGAUGAAAAACAUGUGAAAUCGUAGAAACAUUGUUCACAUCUGCUAUUCGCAAGGUAAUCGCGUUAUUCAUCAACAAUGAUUGUUGUCAGUGAACGACAGGAGUAGAUCGGUUAGUUAACUGUUAGAGUCUCAUGAUUUUUGACAUGAAGGUGAAAUAUCCACAAGUUGCAACGCAUAAAUUUAGUUCUAUUAGUUUUCUAAAUUUCAUGCAUUUAUUGCAACAAUAUACCUACUCAUGAUAUAAAUUUCAACAACGAUUACUGUGGCGAUUCAUGUCGCUCAUUAUUUUUGCUAUGAAUCAUCAAGCUCCAAUUAUUAAUGUGACAAUGUUGAAACGUUGAUACCAGUGUUACAGCUCGAGAAUAAUUAUUUAUUAAACCGUAUACUUAGAUAAUAAAUAAUGAUUAAUGUCGAAGGAUAGAUAUAAUUUUUCUCUUGUAUAUAAUAAAUAUAAUUGAUAUAAUUUUUUUUUUUUGUUACUCAACGCCAAGGUCCAGGCCACACUACAGAGUGUUUCAAACAAAAAUGCAUCUCUACUGAUUUGAACACUAACUCAUCAAAAAUCACAUUGGUGAUUUGUAUUACCUUAUGAACACUGCUGAGAAUGUACAUGAAAAUUAAAAAACAAAAAAUUGAUAAAAAAACAUUUUUCUUACAAUUAUAUAAUUACGUUUGACUUGUGAAACAAAUGUUAAGUGUUGUGAUAUUUUACAUGAUUGUAAUAAUUAUGAUUACUGGUAUUAUUAUUGUAUUACAAUAUUAUUUUUAAAGCUCUGGCCCGAAUAUUUUGCAAAGAGAAUGAUUCUCCACACAAAUUUUUCGAUUAUUUUCUAUUAUUUACUGCUGUUGACACUUCAUGUAUCUAAUUCUGCCGGAGAAAGAGAACUUCCAUGUGCUGAUAAUAAGAUAACACGCUGAAAACCA